ACUUAAAUCCCUCGGAUGACGAGAAUUUGCACAAAAAUCAUGAAAAUUCGCCCUCAACGGCGCUCAUGUAUAAAUUAAAUCAUGCCAAGAAGCAUAACCAAAAUAAUCAGAAUAAUAACAAAAGGAAAGAAAUUGAAUUAGAUGAUGACUUGGAGGAUGAAAGUGAUGUGAAAAACGAUAAUAAUAAUUAUAAAAGUCAUAAAUACAUAUCACAGCAAAAAGAAAUAACUACAGUUAAUGGUGAUGACAGUAAUUGUGUAAGGAAUAGUGUAAAUAGUGAGGACUUGGAUAAUCAUCACGAACAAUAUAAUCAACAUAAUAAUUUAAUAAACAAUAAUCAUCAUCAUAAAAAGGAAUCUGGUCGUUUAUCUCCCGUCGAGUCGCAUCACAGCUUCUCGAGCGAAAGUGAACUCGUUAAGGGCGUCGCACAAAAUAAUGAACUAAAAUCGAGUCACGACGACAUCAAUCAAGUUUCGUAUUCGCCAUCGCAACAAUCGGCGGGCCAGCAACCUCCUUACCUUCAAAUGCAACAAUUCCUUCAGCAGCAUAUCUUCUCGUCGAACCAACUGGAGCAACUUGUGCGAAGUCAUUCCUACUAUUUGCAGCAAUUGCAGCAGCAACAAAAAAAGCCAACAUCUCCGACUUCGCAAACUGCUCCUCCUCCUCCGACAACUCCCACGCAUCCGAUGCACGGCAAAGGCUUGGAACAAAUCAUGACGUCACUCCAAGAGCAAAUCCAACUAAAUUUACUGCAACAAUCGAACUUUUUGAAUGCCCAAAAGCUCGGAGGACCUGCCGCGAAAAAGGAGAUUCAACAAAACGCGUUGCUUCAGCAACAGCAUCAAGAGUUACUGCAACAAAUGCAAAUGGUACAACGACAAUACAUGAUGCAUCAAGGUUUAAACUUACCGCUUGGCGCGCAAUCCAGACAGGAUUUCAGCUUUCCGAAUCACAAUCAGAAACCGCCUCCCACGAGUUUGAUGCCCGAGAAGAGUUUGCGACAACAAACCACCGAUCACUAUCACGAGUCUCAAGCGAAUCCCGAAUUUCCAAACAACGAUAAAAUUGGGCAUUUGGUGAAGCAGAUACUGCUUGGGAAGAAUAUCGAGCUUGCACAUAUGCUGAAUGGCGUGAAUCAUUCGCCAAUUUUGAAUGGAAACCCCGCGAUGAUGGAUGAGGUUGAUUCGUCGAUUCAUCCGUUGUUUGGAAGCACAGGCGAGGGACAUGGAACAUGCAAAUGGCCCAGUUGUGAAGUAGCUUUUGAUGAUUUUGCGACUUUUAUGCGCCACUUGAACAGCGAUCACUUGAUGGACGAAUGCUCCGAGGCGCAAAUCCGUGUUCAAAUGCAAGUCGUUGUUCAACUCGAGGUACAGCUAAAGAAGGAAAAGGAUCGUUUACAAGCCAUGAUUCAACAUCUCCAGAUCUCACGACAAAAAGCCUUCGAACAGAACGAACUGAAGCAACAUCAAGAAAACGAGCAACGCAAAAAAGAAAACGAACGUUUAUCGAAGAAAAACGCAGAAUUUCGCGAAAAUCACAUUUCAUCGAAACUUUCGCCGCCCGCAUCGCCUGUUCCGAGUUUUGGGCCCGUGCGACGACGAAUUAGCGACAAAUCGGCAAUGUCACUCUCUGGAGGACUCCCUUACAUGCUAGAAAGAGCUGGAUUGGAUGUCCAACAAGAAAUUCAACGAAAUCGAGAAUUUUACAAAAAUGCUGAUGUGAGACCUCCUUUUACGUACGCUUCGCUCAUCAGACAGGCGAUAAUUGAGUCACCCGAUAAACAAUUGACCCUUAACGAAAUUUAUAAUUGGUUUCAAAAUACAUUUUGUUACUUUAGACGCAAUGCCGCUACUUGGAAGAAUGCAAUUCGAACAAACCUUUCGCUGCAUAAAUGUUUUGUGAGAUAUGAAGAUGAUUUCGGAUCCUUUUGGAUGGUAGACGAUAAUGAAUUUUGUAAGCGACGCCAUUUGAGUCGAGGUCGACCCCGUAAAUACGAACCGAAUGCCGAUGGACAACAGCCACCAUCACCAUCGGAUAAUCCGUAUUAUCCUCCCACGAAUAAUGUGAACUCACAAAAUCCUCCAUCUGGCGCGAAUCCAAUGGCAAACAUGUAUCCGGAUAAUUUGCCAAUGAAUUUUCAAAACUUCUGGUCAUGCCCAUCAAACGUCUUGGAUGAAAAUAUUCCGUACGGAAUGAAUUUCCACGGAGGACGAUCUGAUCGUUACGAAUGCGAAUCUCAGAAUUCUUCGCCACGAUCUGCUUCACGGAAUAGUCAAAGAAAAUUUUCUCGAGCUUCAACGAAUUCCACGAAAAAUCAUCAUCACAGUCAUCAUCAUAAUCACGCGGCAAGCGAUGUCGACAUGUCUGACAUCGGAACGCCUCACAAUCAUCAUCCCACAAUAAAGCAGGAGGCGAAUCAGGAGAAUUAUGACAGCAACGACGAACGGGAACACGAAGGAGAUCCUGCCGUAGACUUGUCAACGCAAAAUUAGACUUUAGCAGAUGCAAAAACUUAAACGUGUGUUCCUUGUUAAUCCCCAACUUGAAGAAAAAAAUUAAAAAAAGCUUACAUCCCGAUGUUUAAAUUUCUCCUCUCCAACAUAUAUAUCAGUCAUCAGUGUAAAAAAAAAUAAAAUAUUGAAAAAUUUUGCAUCCCAGUAAUGGACAAAGAGGAUUCUUUGAA
Molecule: messenger RNA, 2683 nt
Organism: Culicoides brevitarsis
Lineage: Eukaryota; Metazoa; Arthropoda; Insecta; Diptera; Ceratopogonidae
Gene: FoxP
Product: forkhead box protein P1
Exons: 10
Coding region: 66-2492 (808 amino acids)
Biological process (GO): regulation of transcription by RNA polymerase II
Cellular component (GO): nucleus
Molecular function (GO): DNA-binding transcription factor activity, RNA polymerase II-specific; RNA polymerase II cis-regulatory region sequence-specific DNA binding
Source: RefSeq, a predicted model, not a curated record